AUGGUGAAAGCUGUGAUUCUGAUUUCUGUGCUGGUCCUGGGGUUGACAUGGACUCUCCAGGGGCUGCCUACGGAGGAUGUGGCUGCUGGGAAGCCUGAAGACCUGGACAGUGGCUCUGAUGAGGGCUUUUCUAUUAGUAAUGCAACUGAGUUCAAUGCAACAGAGGCCUGUAAAGCAGCUCCAGAGGCAGGUCCAUGUGAGGCAAAAAUACCACGUUACUUCUACAGCUCCUCCUCAAUGAGCUGCAAAGUCUUCACCUACCAAGGGUGUGGUGGAAACCAGAACAACUUUAAAGAUGAGAAAGGGUGUUUGGAGGGAUGUCACCCUGAUGAGGCCUGUAUAGCGCCACCAAAGACAGGUCGAUGUAAGGCAUCUUUCCAACGUUACUUCUACAACUCCACCUCAAUGAGAUGUGAAGUCUUCAUCUAUGGAGGGUGUGCUGGAAACCAGAACAACUUUAAAAGUGAAAAAGAGUGUCUGAGGAGAUGUCAAACUAAAGAGCUGUGUACAGCACCACCAGCGACAGGUCCAUGUAAGGCAUCUUUCCAACGUUACUUCUACAACUCCACCUCAAUGAGAUGUGAAGUCUUCAUCUAUGGAGGGUGUGCUGGAAACCAGAACAACUUUAAAACUGAAAAAGAGUGUCUGAAGAAAUGUCACAAACAAGCAUAAUUGCAUCCAAAAGCCAACUGAAAAUCAGUGCAGAAGAAUCUGUUUCCUGAAGGUGAAGUGAAAUGAGGAAAACACAAACACAAAGAUGGAGCAUGAUCCAACUUCACAAGAGGAGCACAUCAAAGAAAUAUUGUGAUUUUUGUCAGCACUUACAGAAUAUGUUAAG
Molecule: messenger RNA, 838 nt
Organism: Thunnus maccoyii (southern bluefin tuna)
Lineage: Eukaryota; Metazoa; Chordata; Actinopteri; Scombriformes; Scombridae
Product: carboxypeptidase inhibitor SmCI-like
Exons: 6
Coding region: 1-672 (223 amino acids)
Cellular component (GO): plasma membrane; cell surface
Molecular function (GO): serine-type endopeptidase inhibitor activity
Source: RefSeq, a predicted model, not a curated record